AUGGAUCACGAUACCCAAAAACCCGAUGGCAAGGUCGGCUCGCCUGUAUAUAGCGUGGGCGAGCAUCCCGACACUGACAGGCGCCUGACCGACUCCUCUACCGCGACACCUGCCACCCAAUAUCGCACCUACAAGCGCCGCUGGUUCGGCCUCGUGCAGCUGGUGCUAAUGAACAUUGUUGUUUCCUGGUGUUGGCUUUCAUACGCCCCCGUCGCAGACAAGUCCGCCUCUUACUACGGCGUCUCCAACAACGACAUCAACUGGAUCAGCAUCGCCUUCUUCUUCGCCUUUGUCGUCGCCGCCGUUCCCGCCAUCAUUGCCCUCCACCGCUCUCCGCGCAUCGCCAUCCUGAUCUCGGCCGUCCUCAUGUUCCUCGGCAACUGGAUCCGCUACGCCGGCUCCAAGCACCGCUCCGGCGGCCACUACGGCUACGCCAUGGGUGGCACCUUUGUCAUUGGCCUCGCCCAGCCCUUUGUACUCGGCGCGCCGUCCGCGUACUCGGAUCUGUGGUUCACCACCCGCGGCCGCUUGGCUGCCACCGCCGUCACGUCGCUCGCCAAUCCUUUCGGCUCGGCCCUCGGCCAGCUCAUCAACCCACUCUGGGUGUCGUCCGUGGGCGACAUCUCCAACAUGGUGCUCUACGUCGCCAUCAUUGCCUCGGUCGCUUGCGUGCCCGCCCUCGCCAUUCCCUCCCGCCCGCCGACACCCCCCGGGCCGACCGGCGAGACGCCCAAGAUUGAGCUCCGCGCCUCAGCCCGCCACGUGCUGUCGUCUCUGGAGCUCUGGCUCAUGCUCAUUCCCUUCUUCAUCUUUGUCGGUUUCUUCAACUCGUUCAACUCGCUCCUCAACCAGAUUCUCGUCCCGUACGGCUUCACCGACGACGAGGCUGGUAUCGGCGGCGCCGUCUCGAUCGUCGUCGGCAUCGUCUGCGCCGCCAUCACCUCCCCGCUCAUUGCCCGAACCCACAGCUUGAUCCUCUCCAUUAAGGUCCUCAUCCCCAUCCUCGGCCUUUCCUACCUCGUUCUGCUCUGGAUGCCCGAGACACACGACGCCGCUGGCGUCGCCGGUCCCUAUGUCAUCAUGGCUGUCCUCGGUGCCUCGAGCUUCUCCCUCGUCCCCGUCGCGCUCGAGUUUCUCACCGAGGUCAGCCAUCCGCUCGGCCCCGAAGUCACCUCCACCGUCGCCUGGGCCGGCGGUCAAAUCUUUGGCGCCGUAUUUCUCAUCAUCGGCAAUCACCUGGUCGAUGGCGACAACGGCGACCCCCCGCACAACAUGAAGCGCUACCUCAUCUUCCAGGCUGUCGUCAGCAUGGUCGUUGUCCCCAUCCCUCUCAUGCUCGGGCUUUUCGGGCGCAAGGAUAAAGUCGUACUCCGCCGUUUCAAGGGUGACACGGCUGGCCGCGAUCCAGCCCUCACCCCUGCUUGA
Messenger RNA from Akanthomyces muscarius, 1425 nucleotides. RefSeq lists its product as uncharacterized. The record is from RefSeq and is a predicted model, not a curated record. Bases 1 to 1425 code for a protein of 474 amino acids. Gene Ontology annotation, cellular component: membrane. Lineage: Eukaryota; Fungi; Ascomycota; Sordariomycetes; Hypocreales; Cordycipitaceae. Gene Ontology annotation, biological process: transmembrane transport. The transcript has 2 exons. Gene Ontology annotation, molecular function: transmembrane transporter activity.